Molecule: messenger RNA, 2273 nt
Organism: Lepisosteus oculatus (spotted gar)
Lineage: Eukaryota; Metazoa; Chordata; Actinopteri; Semionotiformes; Lepisosteidae
Gene: npbwr2b
Product: neuropeptides B/W receptor 2b
Biological process (GO): neuropeptide signaling pathway
Cellular component (GO): neuron projection; plasma membrane
Molecular function (GO): neuropeptide receptor activity; neuropeptide binding
Source: RefSeq, a predicted model, not a curated record
AAACCUCCCAGAGCAGGUGACGUCACCGAUCCACACACCCUCCUUUAACUGUUUGGAAAACAGGCUGCGAGAUGUGUUGAAGAUCCAGACAGAGGGACCAGCGAGAAGUGCCGACCAAGGUAAGGGCGAUACGCAGCGUGAUGUCUAAACCACAAAUAAAAUAACUAUUGACGAGAAUUAAACAAGAUGACGCUACUAAAAGCCCGCUGAAAAAAAAAACCCAAAAAUUUAACUUUAGCCUUUUUUAUCUUUUUGACAAAUCUGUGGUGUCCCAACUGUAACAAUAAAGCAAAGAAAUAAAAUUAAAAAUGGAAAAUGUAUCCAACACGAGCAACUCAAGCAGUAUAUGUAGCCAUCCUAUGGAUUACUACUAUUAUAACAGGACCGAUUCAAAUUGCACAGCACCUGGACAGUUCUACUACCCAGAUUUCUAUGUUGUCCUGCCAGUGAUUUACUCUGUGAUAUGUGCAGUGGGACUAACUGGCAAUACCGCUGUCAUCUAUGUGAUCUUGAAAGCCCCCAAAAUGAAGACGGUCACGAACAUGUUCAUUCUGAACUUGGCCAUAGCUGACGACCUGUUCACCCUCGUCCUGCCUAUAAACAUUGCCGAGCACCUCCUGCACUACUGGCCCUUCGGGGAAGUGCUGUGUAAACUCAUCCUUUCCAUUGAUCACUACAACAUCUUCUCCAGCAUCUACUUUCUUACGGUGAUGAGCGUCGAUCGUUACCUGGUAGUGCUCUCAACGGUGAGGUCCAAGAGAAUGCCCCACCGCACUUACCGGGCAGCCAAAAUUGUGAGCCUGUGCGUCUGGGUGCUGGUUAUCCUGAUAGUCAUGCCUUUCACCGUCUUUGCUGGGGUUUAUACUGUCCCGGAUUACAUGGAGAGAAAAAGCUGUGCCUUGAGCUUCCCCAGUCCGGAGAGCUUUUGGUUCAAAGCCAGCCGGAUAUAUACCCUCAUUCUAGGCUUUGCUAUCCCUGUGUCGACAAUCUGUAUCCUGUACACGAUGAUGCUUUACAAACUGAGAAACAUGCGCUUGAAUUCCAACGCCAAAGCCCUAGACAAAGCUAAGAAGAAGGUGACCGUCAUGGUCUUCAUCGUGUUAGCGGUGUGUUUAUUUUGUUGGACGCCUUUCCAUCUCAGCACCAUAGUUGCUCUAACCACCGAUUUGAGGACGACUCCUCUUGUGAUCGGGAUCUCCUAUUUCAUCACCAGCCUGAGUUACGCUAACUCUUGUCUUAAUCCUUUCCUCUACGCGUUUCUGGAUGACAGUUUUAGAAAGGCUUUCAAGAAAAUGCUGGAAUGUAGACCUGCGUGAAUGUAAUAAUUGUAUUGUUUGCAGUCUACUGUAUUGUAGAAACCCUGUUUGUUUUGGGCACUUGAAUAUUCACCCUCCACUACGAUAUAUUAAAUAGGGGUUUUGUCAUUGCUGUCGUUAUUUAUUCGUUUAUUUAUUGGUAAGGAGGAGUGAAACUCUAAUCAUAUCUGUAACUUUUAUUUACCCGCGUUUCCAAGUUAUGGAUUUUGCUACCCUCUUGCGCUUCGUGGCGGUAUGAACACUUGGAAAAACCAAUGUGAAAAUGUAAAGGGAACAACAAAAUAAACAUUUCGGUACAAAGUCAAUGGCUAAGAACGUAGCUUUAAAAACGUAUUUUCACUUGCACACUGAAUGAAACUAUUUUUGUAAAAAUUCUGUAGAAAUGUAAAUGGUUGAAUUGUAACAUUUUAUCUACCGUUUAUUGUACAUACAGAAUGCUGAGUGUUGCAGAGCUUUAGUGUUUAGCCACAUUGUCUUCAUAUGAGUAGAAAGAUAUGAGUUAUUCCUGUCGACACAGUAUUUUUAUAGCGUACAAAUUUGUAUAAAUAAAAUGCAGCGAUUCGCGCUUUAUUUGUAUUGCUUUAAAAGUGAAUUGCUUAAGACAUUUUAUGGUCUCAUCAUGAAGCUGGAAAACUCCUGUCACACAGGUAAAAAAAUAAGAUUGGGAAUUUUCCAGCAAUGGGCUGUACAUUUAAUAAAAAGAUGCAAUGGCAUGAUGUUCAAACUGUAAUGGAAAUUUCUUGUUUUAUGUAGUAUUUAUUUUAAUGUAUUUAUUUAGUUUGCUAAGAAACAAGUGGUGCCAAUGUGAAGGACAUUGUGUAAAUGGAGCUUCACUGAUGGUAUGUUAAAAUUAUAAUCAAACGUAGCAACUACUUUAAAAUCAAUGCACUAAAUUAAUAUGCUGCUUGCCACAUUGUGUAUGUUUUGAUUGUUUUUGUAUAAUCUGGAAAAAUAAAU